Molecule: messenger RNA, 735 nt
Organism: Meloidogyne enterolobii
Lineage: Eukaryota; Metazoa; Nematoda; Chromadorea; Rhabditida; Meloidogynidae
Source: the annotation of a GenBank genome assembly
AUGGAGCAUCAAGAAAUUAUAGCCGCUCAAAGUAUAACGACUUAUAGCAAUGUAAAAUGUCUUGCAUUACAAUUACCAAAAUUUAUUGAAAGCAAAAAUGACGUCAAAAUUGUUUAUUAUUAUUUAAAUAAAUUUUUUAAUUGUUCUUUUGAAUAUGGCAAUUUUGGUACAUUUAUAUUCAAUCCAGAAUUGAUUCAAUUAUUAUUUGGAAAUGCUAAACAAUUAUAUAUUUACAAAUGUUUCCUGUCAAGUACCGAGCACAAUAUUGAAAAUUUAUUGCAAUUUACUUCGAAUUAUUUAGCUUGUCAAACUCUUCGUAUUUAUUUUCUUCUAAAGAAAGACAUUAUGGAAGAAUAUAAAAAUAUUUUAUUUAAAAUUUUAACAAAAGGAGACAAUUUUGAAGAAAUUCAGUUAGACUUGAGACAUUCAUAUGGGCCUGAUUUAGCAAAUAGUCCUUUUAAAAACAUAACAUUGCUUUAUCAAAAUAUUGUUGAAUAUAUAGCAACAUCUAGAGAUUGUUCAAAAAUGGUGCCUGUUAUUAUUUUACGUUAUUAUAGACCAACAAAUCUUCAAUUAAAUGAAAGAGCAGAAAAAGUUGAAAUUGAACAAAGAACUUAUACAAAAUAUACAAAAUAUCAAAUUACCAAUAUUUAUAAUCCAAAAGUGAGAUUCUCAUUUACCGUUAGCGAAAUGGAAAAAGACCUUUGGACUUGCAUUGAUAUCAGAAAAGUAUGA